Messenger RNA from Nicotiana tabacum (common tobacco), 2743 nucleotides. RefSeq names its product putative inactive leucine-rich repeat receptor-like protein kinase At3g03770. NCBI's taxonomy places the organism in Eukaryota, Viridiplantae, Streptophyta, Magnoliopsida, Solanales, Solanaceae. Gene Ontology annotation, biological process: protein phosphorylation. The record is from RefSeq and is a predicted model, not a curated record. Gene Ontology annotation, molecular function: receptor serine/threonine kinase binding; protein kinase activity; ATP binding.
CUAUGUCACUCAUUUUUUCAGAUUUUUUUUUACUAGAAAUAUUUCAUAGUACUACUGUACUCUUGAGGGAAAUGUUAAAAGAAAAAGAAUAUAAACUUGUUUCUCUUGACAAUUGUUUGAAGAAGAAUAGUUGGUGAAGUUUGUCGCUUAAGUUAUCCUUAAAGAAGAACAUUUGGAGUUUUACUUCAUUUGUAGGUUACUUUCUUCUUUCUGUUGUCCUUAGUAAAACAGAAUUUGAGCUAAGUAGUGAGAACUUCCUAAGUGUUGCAGCUAUACAUGGAAAAAGACUUUGGACUUAAAAUCCUUCUAGUCUUGCAUUUUUUAUUACACUCAAUAUGCUUAUCAGAGCAACUGCUAUCUUCCCAAGUACAGACUCUAUUUAGGAUUCAAAAUCUUCUGAAUUAUCCACCUGCUUUGAGUAGUUGGAACAAUGACACAAAUUUCUGUAACACUGAGCCAAGUUCAACUGUUACUGUUAUCUGCUAUGAGGAAAGCAUAACUCAGCUUCAUAUAAUAGUGGGUAAAGGGGCUUCUGCAUUACCAGAGAACUUCUCGAUCGAUUCGUUUGUCACUACACUUGUUAAGAUACCUAGCUUGAAAGUUAUAAGAUUAGUUUCUCUUGGUUUAUGGGGGCCAUUGCCUAGUAAAUUUUCAAGACUUUCAUUAUUGGAAAUAUUAGACCUAAGUUCAAAUUACUUUCAGGGUGACAUACCCCGAGAAAUUUCAUCGUUAACGAGCCUCCAAACUUUAGUAUUAGAUGGUAAUAAGUUCACUGGAAGACUUCCAAAUGGCAUUGGUUCACUAAUAGUUUUGGCAGUUUUGAGUGUGAGGAACAAUUCUUUAGAUGGACAUUUACCUGAUACACUGGGAAAUUUGCAUAAUCUUCGCGUUCUUGCACUUUCGAGGAAUAAUUUUACUGGUGAUGUUCCUGAUCUUAGCAGUCUAGAAAACCUUCAAAUUCUAGAUUUGGCAGAUAAUUCUUUUGGACCUAAAUUUCCUCGCGUUAGCAGCAAAAUUCAAAGCAUUGUGUUGAGGAACAAUAAGUUCACUGCAGGCAUUCCAGAGAAAGUUCAAUCCUACAAUCAUCUUGAACAUAUGGAUAUUUCUUCAAACAGAUUUAAGGGGCCGUUUCCUCCGUCUUUGUUAUCUUUGCCAUCGAUCACUUAUCUUAACGUUGCAGGAAAUAAGUUUACGGGAAUGGUUUUUGAGGAUAAUCAAUGCAAUGCCGGAUUAGAUUUUGUGGAUUUAUCUACUAAUCUGUUGAGUGGAAGAUUACCUAGUUGUCUUAUGACCGGUUCUAAGCACAGGAUUGUGCAUUUCUCUAAUAACUGUUUAGCAACUGGAGACAGUAGUCAACAUCCAUUUUCUUUCUGUCGGAAUGAAGCGUUGGCUGUUGGUAUCUUACCUCAUCAUCAGAAGCAAAAACCAUCUCCAAAAGUGGUUCUUGCUUUUAUCGUUUGUGGUAGUAUCACGGGUGGAGUCGUGCUAGUUUGCGCGACUAUUUUGAUUGUCAGGAACUUUCUUGCGAAGGAAGCUGCACGAAAAACCCCAACAAGAUUAAUAGUAGAAAAUGCAUCAUCUUCAUAUACCUUGAAGUUAUUCACUGAUGCAAGAUAUGUUACUCAAGCAAUGAAGCUGGGAUCACUUAGCCUCCCGUCUUAUCGGACCUUUUCGUUGGAAGAGCUUAAGGUAGCAACAAACAACUUUGAUGCAACAACUUUUAUAGGCAACAAUUCUGACAGCCAGAUGUACAGAGGUCAGCUGAAAGAUGGUUCAUACAUUGCAAUUAGAUGCCUGAAAAUGAAACAAUUCAACAAUAGUCAAAAUGUUAUGCAUCAUAUCGAAUUGAUGUCAAAACUUAGACAUCAUCAUCUGGUCAGCACUCUUGGACACUGCUUCGAGUGCUACUUGGAUGAUUCAAGUGUUAGCAGGAUAUUUCUCGUCUUCGAAUAUGUACCAAAUGGGACUCUAAGGAGAUGGAUCUCUGAUAAACAUGCUAAACGAAGACUAACUUGGACACAACGUAUAGCAACCGCUAUAGGAGUAGCAAGGGGAAUACAGUUUCUGCAGUUUGGAAUAGUGCCUGGAAUAUUUUCAAAUAACAUAAAGAUAACAGAUAUUGUGUUGGAUCAGAACCUUGUUGCAAAAAUAUGCAGCUAUAAUUUGCCUAUUCUGGCUGAGAAUGUAAAGGAAAAGUUUCAAAAUUUAUCGAGUGGUUCUAAAGAGCUGAAGAGUGUAAGGGCUAAUUAUGAAGAAAAGUUGGAUGUAUUUGACUUUGGAGUAAUAUUAUUGGAAAUAAUUAGCGGGAGGCAGAUAAAUACCAAGAAUGAAGCGCAAGUUAUACAAAAUCAGUUGCAAGAGAGCAUAAUGGCUAAUGAAGUUGCAAGAAAGACUGUGGUUGAUCCAACAAUUAGAAAUUCAUGCUCGGACGAAUCGUUGAAGACAAUGAUUGAGAUAUGCAGUAGGUGUUUAUUACAAGAUGCAGAAGACAGGCCCUCAGUAGAGGAUGUAAUAUGGAAUUUGCAGUUUGCUGCUCAAGUUCAAGAUGCAUUGAAAAGGGAUUCUUCUAGUAGUGAUGCUUCUCCAAUUUCACACCUCUACAACCUUCAAACCAACUUGUCAUGCAAUAGCAAAACCGCGUGGAUUUAGUUUAAAUAUGUAUUUUUUUUGUAACAAUUUCCAACUACAUAUAUACAACUCAGAGUACCAGAAAGUAGUGAGUUUACCUGCUGCUAAAAGCAUA